This is a messenger RNA of Eriocheir sinensis (Chinese mitten crab), 4828 nucleotides long. Its product is annotated as ubiquitin carboxyl-terminal hydrolase 37-like. The transcript has 12 exons. Bases 124 to 2469 code for a protein of 781 amino acids. Gene Ontology annotation, biological process: G1/S transition of mitotic cell cycle; protein deubiquitination. The record is from RefSeq and is a predicted model, not a curated record. Gene Ontology annotation, molecular function: cysteine-type endopeptidase activity; cysteine-type deubiquitinase activity. Gene Ontology annotation, cellular component: cytosol; nucleus. Lineage: Eukaryota; Metazoa; Arthropoda; Malacostraca; Decapoda; Varunidae.
CGCACUUUUCCCGCGCUUUCCUGGCAAUGCCGCGCUGCACCUGCCGUCCCGCCGAGCUCUUCACCAUAUUUCUCUUUUAAGUGAUCGUCGGAAUAAUUUUGAGGGCUUGGUGCUCAUGGAAAAAUGGAGUUCACCCCCAAGAAGCAGAUAAUUCCCAGCUACAAUGCAAGUUACCGAGCUCCAUACUCCGUGGGUAGCCAGACCAGUUACAAGAGGUUGAAGAAGAGGAUCAACCAGUCUGUCUCUCCUCAACCUUCAUGUCAUGUUAGGUCACCACAGGCAUAUCCAGCAAAACGCUUCUUCAGUCGUGCUGAAAGAAUUGUCAACCUUUCAAAAAUUGGUCAGGCAGGUGAUGCAACAGCAACUCCAGAGAUCAAGAGUAGGACAUCACCCCUAAGCACCAAGAGACCCUUCAGUGCUGUGAACACAGUUGAGGAUUUCAAAGAACAAGUCUACCCUUCUUGUCCUGACAAAGAUUUAGGUGCUGUUGAUGGCAAAAAGAAGCCCAACGAUGAAAAUGACCCGUAUAAUUUCUCUUCCAGCCAUGACUUUGAAAUCUUUGAUAAAAGAGCCAAGACAGAUGUGUUCAAGGACACUGCCAGUGUGAGCAGUCCAAGAAUAAGUGUUGUAAAAUCUUAUUCCAGCAAGAAGAAGCAGCUAGACUUAUCUCGAUCAAAGCUUCUGGGAGAUAUUUCCCCAGAAAAGGUAGAGAAGGCUUAUGGGCUAAAGUUCAAGUCUACAGCAGAAAAGGAGAAUGUGCCAGCAGAUACUGCAACAGGGGGAGAGAGUGUUCACUUCUCUGAACCUACUGCCACAUUACCACACCUCAUUGGGUUUGCAAACUAUGGCAAUACUUGUUAUUUGAACUCUGUGGUUCAGUCACUGUUUGGGUUGGCACCUUUUGUGGAGGAUCUUCAGUUGGUGUCUGCCCAGCUCAACUUGCCCUCCACUUCUCUUUCCUCUGGCCUCAUCCAAGUAAUUGCUGCCCGCAUGAAGGGACAAGUGGCAGGAGUCAAAGAGUCAUUGAAGACAGUAAAAGAAAACCUGGUUCGUGUUGAUGGAUCCUUUUCUGGCUAUAAAAUGCAAGAUGCUAAUGAAUUUUUGACUCGCGUCCUGGAUACUAUAAAGGAUGAAAUUGACCGCUGCCAUGUGACCAAUCCUAGUCCUGAUUGCUCUCUCAGUGCCAAGGAUGGAGACCUUGAUGAACUAUUUCCUAAUAGUAUUAGGUGCCUAAAACGUGACAGUCCAGACGGAGAAAUUCUUGAAAAUGAAAGAAUAAGUGUGAGUGAUAUAACACAACAGGACUGUGGUUCAGAAGAAUCUGCAAGUAGAGAAAAGGUGUUAGCAACAGGUGAAAGUGAGGGCCAACACCUACCUUUGUGUUCUCCACCGUCCAACACCCCUAGCAAAGGCUGUGAUGAGGAGACCUUACCCAGGAACCCGGUUAAAGAUAAUUUUGAGUUCCAGCUUUUUGAGUCCUACAGAUGCCUUGGAUGCAAUAAAGUGGAGGGAAGAAAACAAGAGUACUUUGGACUCUAUGUGAACUUGCCUGAAGAAAAUCAUGAAAGCAUCCAAGAUGCCCUAGCCUCAUGCAUGGAAGAGGAUAAGAGGGAGCUCAAGUGUGAGGAUUGUGGACACAGUCAUGCCUCAGUAGUAACUACAGUGACGAGGCUACCAAGAAUACUCAUAGUGCAGCUGAAAAGGUAUGAAUAUAAGGCAGACCAGGGGGAAAGCAUCAAGAGAUCCUGGAAAGUUCCUGUUACUAACUGGCUAACUCUUGAUGAAUAUGUCGUCGAAGAUGCCACAAGCCCAUCACCAUGGAAGCCCCACUCUGGAAGCAUUACUCCGCGUUCCAGUAAGCAGACCACCCUCACUGUGCGUAACUUGUCAUCAGAGUUAAAUGUGUCUGAAGGAAGAAAAGAGCAGGAAGACUUUGCCGUGUCUGCCUCAGUUUCUCCUAAGUCUCAAGGUGUAACUGCUGCUCCUCCCACUUCUGAUAAAGAAGAUGAAGAACUUCAGGAGGUGAUGCUACGAAGUAUGGAUGACUUUGGAGGCACAAGGGAGGAAGAUGAGAUUCAGCAGGCUAUCAAACUUUCCUUGCAAGAUCUGGGCAUGAGCUAUACCCAAGAGAACCAGAGUCAGGUCAGUGAGGAUCAGGUUGAAGAAGAGAGCCCUAGACUAUUAACAAAGAAGUAUGAGGAAGAUGAGGAUAAAAUCAACAAUCAUCGUCAUGCCUAUCGCCUAAUCAGUGCAAUCAGUCACUUUGGGUGCACCACUAACACAGGUCAUUAUGUAGCAGACGUCUAUAAUUGUGAGGAGGAAAGCUGGUUCCAUUACGAUGAUGAAUCUGUGUCCAAGAUCCCUGAAAGUGUGGUGCUAGCUGAGGGCAGACAAAAAAAUGGUUAUAUUUUUUUCUAUAUGCACAAGGAUGUCUUCCAGAAAAUUGAGAAGUCCAACCUUCAUAGGUAAUGACUACCAAAGGUGCAUUUGUACAAAUCAGUAUAUAUUUAUAUAAAACACAUGUAAAUAGAAUUAAUAUUCUUGUAAAUAAAAGUAUUUUUGUGUUGAAUCAAAGGCAAAGUAUUUUUUAUUUGUAAUAUGUAUAUAUACAUAUUGUUGUGCAUCAUUAAAGUUUUACUCUAGCAAUACGGCAUUCUUACCACACUGAAAUUUGAAUUUGAAUUUAUCAUUUAAAAAAUAGUGGUCAUGGUUUAUUUGAAAGGACAUGUCCAUGCAAUUAAUAUAAAUCAAAACAUGAGAAAUAAUGUUUGGUAAUAUUUCAUGGCAGACUUUAUUUUAAUUUCAGAUUAAGUAUUUAAAAGAAUGCUUUCUUCAGUACUGCUACAUGCACACACUUGUUAAAAGUCUUGAGCAGUUCUACUGUAUGCACUCAUUUUAAAGACUUGAGGAACACUGCUGCACACACUCAUGUCAUUGUCUUGAGCAGUAUUAUUACACACACACACACAGUCUUGAACAACACCUCUGCACACUCAUGUCAAAGUCAGUCUCAAAAAUUAAUUGUACUUAACCAUUAAAUUUUUUGCCAGAAAAUUACAUAAGUUUUCCUGAUAUCUGCUGGAAACUAGCUUUUUUUUUUUUUAACAUGUCUGCUGUGAUUGGAACAAAUUUGGCUUUUCCUGGUAGCCUGGUAACAUACAGUCCCAAGUCUUUCUCUGGCUCGAUGGUGGAUAGUGGAGUGUUUCCCAUGUGGUAUUAGUGUGCUGGAUAUCCCCUCCCAAGGUGCAUGACUACAUUUUUAUUCAUUGAAUUGUAGCAGCCACUUUUUGCUCAAUUCCUGUAGCUUCUUGUAGGAAAUCCACAGUCAACAGGUUAAUAGUUGAUCCCGUAUCUAUAUUUUACUGUCUGGGUGAAGAAAUAUUUGUUUCCUAUGCUUAGUCCCCUCAGAAUUGGGGUACAUUAGCAGGUAAAAGGCCUUGGUUGGCUUGCACUGAAAAAAAAGGCCAGGAUACACUAGUGCUCAAAAUGCUAGAUUGGCAAAUGGAUGAAACACUAGUAUUCUGGUUUCACACUAAUGGGCAGAAAUUCUAGGAAAUGUGUAUUACAAAUGAACUAUCUUAUGGAACAGAAAAAAAAUGCUUGAUUAUUUCAUGUUUAUUUUUCAUUUUAGAUAAAUUACAAUGGUGCUAUAACAACAAAUUUGACAAAAAAAUGUACUGGCCUUGUAAGAGUCAGCUCCAUGAAUUUAACCAAAAAUACAGAUGAAAGAACUUGCUUUUUAUAGAAGCAUGUAUGGUGCUUUUAUUGUGGUAAAUUCUGCAAAAUUCAUGCCCAAUUUUUUUCACAUGAAUAUAUUUUUCUUGACAAAGAUCAAUUUGGGAGUAAUGUAUAAUGAUACCAUGCCUGUUUAAUAAUUGUUUUCAAAGGGUAGUAUGAUGUGAUACUUCAUAGAAAUUUACAUGGUAAAAAAUGGAAACAAGCAGCAUAUUAUAUGUGUAAAUAAGUAUUAGGGAGAGAAGUUGAAAAUUAUAUAGCAACGACAAUGGAAGAAAGUAUGAAACAUUAAAUUUCAAAGUAAUCUCUAAAUAUCCAGACAUGACAUGCAGUGUUAGAUAAACCAGACAGCAAGGUAUUCUUCACUUCAAGCAAUCAAGACCUAAUCAACAGUUAACCAUGGAGAUGGCACAUUAAGGGAUCCAGAUGACUGCCAGCAAUGCGAGUGAGACAUUUGUUUUUAGGGUAAAACAGUAGAGAAGAACUUGUCCUUGCUCAUCAUUGUUUGUUAGAUACCAAAGGUCUGUCUUUGGGAACAGAUUACAAAACAUACGGCAUAAGCUGUGAAAGAAACAUUAAUGGAAAUGAAAAGUCUCAGAUUUUGUAAGUGUGAGAUCAAGUAAAUGAUUGUGGAGGACAGCUGACAAGAGAUAUGAUAGGUACAUGGUUAUAUCCUGAACCUGUAUAGCUACUUAGUGUUAAACUUUCAACAUGAAGGUUGCCAGAAUGGCUUAAAACCCCUAUCAUCAUGUAACACACGUGAGUCAGGUUUAUAUUAUUGAGUGCCAGUACUGGACCUCUUGCCUUCAGUUGUCUGUUUAUUUAGGUCUGAACCCCUCACCCUGCCCAGUGCAUCUUUUGGAUUAUGAUUAUGACAUAAUAGGAAACCUAUUUGUUUUUCUUUAUAUUGCUAGCUAUGCUGUAGAAGUGCAAUAAAAGGAUAGAUUUGUGCAUUGUUUGGAAGGUGGACUCUGCAGUAGAUUAAUUAUGAUUAUCCUUUGUAACUAGUCAUUAUUAGCAUUAAUGCUCAUCAGUUUUUCACAGCUGGAUAGAAAGGUUUUCUGUAAAAUUUGAAUAAAUUUAAAUUUUUAUA